Molecule: messenger RNA, 5889 nt
Organism: Passer montanus (Eurasian tree sparrow)
Lineage: Eukaryota; Metazoa; Chordata; Aves; Passeriformes; Passeridae
Gene: NFATC2
Product: nuclear factor of activated T cells 2
Exons: 11
Coding region: 195-2981 (928 amino acids)
Biological process (GO): cytokine production; regulation of transcription by RNA polymerase II; calcineurin-NFAT signaling cascade
Cellular component (GO): transcription regulator complex
Molecular function (GO): DNA-binding transcription factor activity, RNA polymerase II-specific; transcription factor binding; RNA polymerase II cis-regulatory region sequence-specific DNA binding
Source: RefSeq, a predicted model, not a curated record
UGCCGUGCUGCCCGGGGCUCGCCGCCCGCACCCGCCGUCGGGGCACCGCUGCCGCCCGCCGCAGCCUCCCCGGCCAGGGCAUUUCUUGGUGUUUCCUCGCGUUGUUCCCUCCGUUUCCCCGCUCUGACCGGCCGGCUCUCGCUGCCGGAGGCUCCGCCGGGUCGCGGCUCUCGGGGCAGCCCCGCUCCCGGGCCAUGAGCGCCGCGGGCCCCGGGCCCGGGCCCGGCCCCGACCCCGGCCCGCAGCAGGGGGAACCGGGGCACGGCCCCGGCCCGGCCCGGCCGGACAGCCCGCAGGAGGAGUUCGACUUCUCCAUCCUCUUCGACUACGACUACCUGAAGCCCAUCGAAGAAGAACCGACUCCACAUAAAACCAACAGCCCACCCUCUGGAGUUACAUACGCUCAUGAUGUCUUGGACUGUGGCCUCAAGCCAUGCCCCCUGCCUUUUCCUAGCCUUCCUGCAGAUCCCAUGGGCAGAUAUGGACAGCCAGAUAGCAUAGGGCCAACACCUCCACACCCUGCCAACGCUGCAGGGGCCUCUGCUCCGAGCCCUAGGAUUGAAAUAACUCCAUAUCAUGAACUGAUUCAUUCGGGGGGUCCCUUCCGCAGCAGAGACACAGAUGUUCUGUUGGCAGAACAUCAGCCAAACUCAGCCACCACUAGCCCGAGGGUUACCCUGCCUGUCCCUGGCUUUGAGGGCUACAGAGAACCACUGUGUCUGAGCCCAGCUAGUAGCGGCUCCUCUGCAAGUUUCAUUUCAGAGACAAAUGUAUCUCCUUGCACAUCACCAUGUGUUUCACCAAAUAAUGGUCCUAGUGAUGACCUUUGUCCACAGUUUCAAAACAUCCAUACUCAUUAUUCUCCUAGAACCUCUCCAAUAAUGUCACCACGAACAAGCAUCACGGAGGAAGCCUGCUUGGGACGCCACUCACCAUCACCCUGUCCCAACUCAAGGUCCUCGUCGCCAGGUGCAAAGCGGAGGUUCUCUUGCACCGGGCUCUACGGCACCCCGCUGCCCUCCGCCUCUCCUCGGCAGUCACGGAGCCCCUCUCCACAGCCCUGUCCUCGCGUGCCCCCGAGAGAGGACACCUCUGCAGUCACUUACACACAGCUGGCCAGCGCUCCCCUUUCCAUGGAUGCUAUGAGCAGCCUCCCCGCGGAUCCUUCCUGCGGCGUCCCCACGAAGAUCUGGAAGACCAGCCCCGAUCCUUCGUCCAUGUCUUCCCACAAAAACAGCAUUCCGUGUCACGUCUUUCAGACCGUUGACUUCCACGGGCCCUGUGAGCAGGAGGACAGGAGAAACUCGGCCCCGGAAUCCAUUCUGUUGGUUCCUCCAUCCUGGACAAAGCAGCUGGUGCCUGCAAUACCAAUCUGCAGCCUGCCCGUGCAGUCCCUCCCUCCCCUGGAGUGGCCCCUGUCCAGCCAGUCUGGCUCCUACGAGCUGCGCAUCGAGGUGCAGCCCAAGCCCCACCACCGCGCGCACUACGAGACCGAGGGCAGCCGCGGCGCCGUCAAGGCUCCCACCGGCGGCCACCCCGUGGUCCAGCUGCACGGGUACAUGGAGAACAAGCCCCUGGGGCUGCAGAUCUUCAUUGGCACGGCGGACGAGCGCAUCCUGAAGCCCCACGCCUUCUACCAGGUGCACCGCAUCACGGGCAAAACCGUCACCACCACCAGCUACGAGAAGAUCAUCGGCAACACCAAAGUGUUAGAGAUCCCCCUGGAGCCCAAAAACAACAUGAAAGCAACCAUCGACUGCGCGGGGAUCCUGAAGCUGCGCAACGCGGACAUCGAGCUGCGCAAGGGCGAGACCGACAUCGGCCGCAAGAACACGCGGGUGCGCCUGGUGUUCCGCGUGCACAUCCCCGAGCCCAGCGGCAGGAUCGUGUCCCUGCAGGCCGCCUCCAACCCCAUCGAGUGCUCCCAAAGGUCUGCUCAUGAGCUUCCAAUGGUUGAAAGACAAGACAUUGACAGCUGCCUGGUUUAUGGAGGACAGCAGAUGAUCCUCACUGGACAGAAUUUCACAGCAGAGUCCAAGGUGGUGUUCACAGAAAAAACAUCAGAUGGACAGCAGAUCUGGGAAAUGGAGGCAACGGUGGACAAAGACAAGAGCCAGCCUAGCAUGCUUUUUGUGGAGAUUCCCGAGUACAGGAACAAGCACAUCCGCACAGCCGUCAAGGUGAACUUCUAUGUCAUCAAUGGCAAAAGAAAAAGAAGCCAGCCCCAGCAUUUCACCUAUCACCCAGUACCAUCAAUCAAAACAGAGCCCAUUGAUGACUAUGAUCCAGCCCUAAUCUGCAGUCCAGUGCACAGUGCUCUGGGGACAGUAACACAGCCUUACUAUUCACAGCACUCAAUGGCCACCGAGUCCCCUUCCUGCCUCGUGGCCACCAUGGCUCCUUGCCAGCAGCUGCGCUCAGGCCUCUCCUCUCCCGACUCGCGGUACCAGCAGCAGAACCCGGCUGUCAUUUACCAGAGGAGCAAGAGCCUGAGCCCCAGCCAGCUGGGCUACCAGCAGCCCGGCCUGAUGGCCGCGCCCGUGGCCAUGGCGGACGCGCACAGGUCCGUGCUGGUGCACGCCGGCUCCCCGGCCCAGAGCGCGGCCGUGCUGCAGCACUCCCCGCAGUCGUCUCCCGUCAUCCACUACUCUCCAACCAGCCAGCAGCUGAGGUGCGGCGGCCACCAGGAGUUCCAGCACAUCAUGUGCUGUGAGAAUUUCACGUCGCGGCCCGGCCAGGCGCAGGCGGGCCAGGCGCAGAGGCUCAGCCCCAGCGCGUACCCCACGGUCAUCCAGCAGCAGCAGCAGCAGCAGCAGGCGGCCCCGGGCCAGCGGGCGGCCAAGAACGGGCCACCAGGCAGUGAGCAGAAGGACGUGCUGCCCGCAGGAGUGACCAUCAAGCAGGAGCAGAACCUGGACCAGGCCUACCUGGACGAUGAGCUGAUAGAUACACACCUUAGCUGGAUACAAAACAUUAUAUGAAAAAGAAUGACUGUGAUCUUUGAUCCAAGCAAUCAAAAAGAAAGUUAACGAAAUUAUCAGGAAGGAAUUUUCUGGACUCCCUGCCAGAAGUCAGACAUAGAAGAAGAGAUUUGUGAGACAACUUUUACCGAACCCUUCCAUAAGUGACCUCUUAGAUCCUUCAGUGCCCCUGCAACCCCCGGCUUCCUUCACAGUUCAUCUCCAGGCAGAGACUCAGUGCAAGGAACAAUGAAUUGGCACCAAGUGACAGCCUUGGCUGAGCACCUCGCCACCUCUGUGUGUAAACAGCACGAAGGACACCCUUCCUUUCAUCCAGAGACCACAUUGUUCUCCUGGAACAGAGCAUCUGUCUGAGGAAACACUUCAAGCCUGCUGCAAGCCAUGUGUCUGUGCGUCCGUCCAUCGCGGGAGACAGAGCUGUCCCCUGGGCAGGGCUCAGAGCCUGGGGUGGCCCCUGGGGGUGGGCAGGGGGGAACAAAGAGUCAUCUAUUCCGUGGAAGAGCAGCACCAUCCUGCAGGUGAUGUGCCCUCCAGGUUUCCAAGCCCUCCUGAGCAAUGUUAUUAUUGCAGGGAACUGAGGCAGCCGAGCUCACUCAGCCUUCUUCCAGUCCAGGAUCAAAAGCCAGUUUGCUCUGAGCACUGUGGUUGGUAUUUCAAAUAGGAGAUCCCAGCUGAAUCCAGGGAUUUUCUUCAUUUUUCUUGUCAGACUGGAUAGGAAUUUGAAGGAGAGGGAUUCUCAUAACCAACCAGUGAAAAGAGCAAUUCAGCAGUUGCAAUGCCUGCCCCAAGGUAAAAUAAACCCAGGUAAACCAGAGAUUAAUAUAUAGGAGUCACAGUAAACACCAAAGAUUUUAUGAUUGAUCCUUAUUAGUAUUAGGCAGUGUAUGAACACAUCUUAGAUAUUUUCUCUCUAACAAAUGGUUGCUGUUUCUUUUCAUGUAGAACCUGCUCUUGGCUCAUAACUUGUCUCAUUUAGCAGCUGGAACAUUUACUCACCUAAGCUGCAGAGGAAAAUAAUUGCAUCUUACAGAAGCCAUACAUUCCAGAGAAAAUAGACACUUAUUUAUAUUCACCUGGCCUCUUUAGCUUUGCAACGCUACCAGCAGUUCCUGGAAAGGUUCCAUUUCCAUGGGAGUUAGUAUUUUGUUAUGUUUUGCUUCGUGUGUUAGAAUAUCCUGUCCUGACUCCUGCUUAGCACAUUCCAGGUAACCACUGCCACCUGCAGUUUAGAAUAUUUAGGGGAGUCAGGUUGGAAUAUUUAGGGGAGCCAGGGGUAAAAAGGCUUCUGAGUGGGAAAUCAGUGUACAGUGAAAGAUAGCCAUAAUAUUUUAGGAAUUACAUAGUAAUCUUUCCUGGUUUUAUAAAUAAGGAAUGCUGAUAUUUUCGGGAAUGCAGAGCCUGAGUUCUGCUCUAGAGCACAGUGAAAUUAAUCCAGUUUUCAGUUGUGUCACAGUAAACUUGGCGGAAUACCAGUGUGUCCCCUGCUCACAGCAGGAAUGAGGGAUGGGAAUUCAGCAGAGCAGCCUCCAAAGUGGUUCCCCAAUAUCUCAAGAAAGAUUUUGCACAAUCCCUGCAGAGCGUGGCUUGGCCCGACAGAAAUCUCUUCAGGACUAUCAGGAAGAAUAUAUUUUCUGCCAGUGAAAACUGGUGCUUAAACUCUGCAGGGUCUUGGGGUUAGAGUGGCAAACAGAAGCAUUGGGUUCUUCAGAACACCUGAGCUGGGGCUCAGCUAGAAUUCGGCUCUUGAACAGAAAUCUGAAUUUCAGGAGAAUUUCUGAACUCCAGAUUCAGCCCAGCUCAGAUCCAGAACCAGAGCAGAGCCCUGCACAUGCCAGCCUGGCAUUAUUGGCACCCCAGGCUUCUGUUCAUGCUUUGUGAGGGUCAGACCUUUCACCCCAGAAUGAUUUCCCUGUAUCCCCACACCCAGAACUGCCGGGGUGCCUCACCCUGGUGCUCUCCUGGUGAGCUCUGCCCUGCAGGUGCCCCGGCCAAGCCCAGCCUGGAGCUGCAGAGGUGAAAAUGGCUUUUUGUAAUCGCUGCCUUUGCAGGAACAGAAGUGAGGCCGGCCUUGCUGCAGAGGGGAUUCCUGUUAGACAGCACUCAGCAGGGCUGGCUGGCUCACACACCUCAAAAAGCUGUUCUGGAUUGUUAAAAGCUGUCCGUGGGCCAGCAUCUGACACAUAUUAAGGGGUUUUUAGUGCAGUCUGACGAAUUAGACAAUUUGGACAUAUUCUAAAGGCCAAAAGUUGCCUUGUCAGAAGUUCUGUGCUAUAGCUGAGUUAAAGAACAGACCAAAUGCAUCUCCCACUUUCACACUUGGAUGUAUCAAACGUUUUCCAUGAUCCAACCUGUAAAGUACAGGAGAAAUGUAAAAAACAACCCAGAAACCCAUCCACAGAAAAAAAAAAAUCCUCAGUUUACUGGCAGAACCUUCUCUUUUGCUGGAUUUUAAAUUGAAGCUGAAAGAAGCCCAGGAAGGUCUUUUCAGAUCUGGGAUGUGCUGCUGCUGCUGCUGCUCUGGUGAUUUUCUGCAGCAGCUACUCAUCAAUUUCAGAGAAUAAUUUUUGCAUAUUUAUUUUUAGAUAAUAUCAAUUUAGAAAAGGGGUUGGAAGUAAAAUCUAAUGCUGGAUCUGAGCAAAAGAAAAGGUCAGUGUUUAAAUUCUACCUUCUGGAUUGUAGAUGCUGAAACGUCCUUUAAUUAAAUUAACCCCCAGAAGGAAGGAGUAGCUGAAACCUUGGGUUUGGAGCAAAGGCUGUUCAGCAGACAGUGCUGCACAGGAGCUCCCUGCAGCCAAAGGACACAGAUUUCCACUGUGCUCAUGUGUUCUUCAGGCCCUUUGCUACACUGGGGACAGAGGGUUGGGGCUUGAUUUGUUGGAUUUUUGGGGGUUGCUUUUUUUUGUUUGGU